Molecule: messenger RNA, 3216 nt
Organism: Ctenopharyngodon idella (grass carp)
Lineage: Eukaryota; Metazoa; Chordata; Actinopteri; Cypriniformes; Xenocyprididae
Product: tetraspanin-7-like
Exons: 1
Coding region: 763-1851 (362 amino acids)
Cellular component (GO): membrane
Source: RefSeq, a predicted model, not a curated record
UGGCAUGAGGGUGAGUAAUAAAUGACAUUAUUUUCAUUUUUGGGUGAACUAACACUUUAAAAUGAUUUUUUGGAGCAGAUAGUGAGGGUAAAGCAGCCAACAAGUCAACAUACAACAUAACUCUUUCAAUGCUGUUUAAAUGUUUUAUGAUUUAAUCCCAGCUAAUGUGCAUAUCUAGACAUAGGACAGCAAAUUUAAUAUUCUUGACAAUCAAUAUAUAAUAUAAAAUGUGUCAUUUAAUACACACAAACACACAUUCUAUAGCAUGAAUGAGUAGUGCUGAAUAUCUAUAAGAUUUAAUCUAAAAACUAAUCAAUACCAGUGUUGUAAACACAUUAGAUUAUUAAAGGCCCAUUAAGACCACAUAUCGAUCAAAACAGACAUUUAUGAUGCUGAACCAGGGCUCCUGCACCAGUAAAGGGAGAUCAGGGUGGUGUGGGUUAACAGCAUCAUAGCCAUAUAAUCACCAACCCCCCUCCCCCCCACAUAUUGUCAGAGACGCAGUACAGACGGCCACUGCAGCAGCAAGAGAGUGUAAGAAAUGCCGCAAAUAAACAUCAAAAUACUGCGGAGAGCGAGCGGAAAAUCUGCAGACGAAGAUAAGCGUGCCAUGCGUUCAUCCAAAGACGAUUUAUGGUGAAAUGAGGGUGUGAAUAGGCGCUUGUGGGUUGAUGACCAGCCAUAAAGCACAGGCGGGAGAGAUGUGGAAGGACGUUUUCAAGAGAGGAGAAACAAAGGGAGGAGUAAAAGAGAGAGAGUGAAAUGGUGGUAGAUAAAGACGAGGCCAUGAGCUCUGCGCCGCCUUACGACUCGCUGCCAGCUCGGCCAAGUCCCUGCCGUGCAAAGGAGUGGGAGCGAGAGUUGCACGCUACUCAAAGACUAUCUUCCCCUCUACGACCGGCGCUAUCCUCUGUUUCCCGUCGUACUUCGGCACUCCCUGGCUAUCUGCUCUCACCCUCCCGAGAUUACGCUGACCAGCAGCAACGUCUUUCAUUAUCGCUGUGCUCAGAGGCCUCGCUGGCGCCCCCUGUGCCUGCAGUUGGUGCUGCCCCACCGUGCUGCCGGGCGGUGGGAGUCAUGCCCUUGCUGCGCCUUGCACUCCUGAUUUUCAGCUUCCUUUUUUGGGCAGCAGGCCUUGCGAUCUUUACUCUGGGCAUAUGGGCGCAGGCUUCGCUAUCCGACUACAUGCUACUAUCGGCGAACCACUACCCUAACGCGCCCAUCAUCUUGUUAGGCACAGGUGCUGCUGUCACCGCCUGGGGCUUUUUAGGAUGCUUGGGAGUGGCUGCCAACCUUCCUUACCUUCUGCGGGCGUAUGGCUUCUUCCAGUUGGUCACACUCAUAGGUGGACUAGCGGCGGGUCUCUCUGGGCUCUUCUACAGGGAGGAUAUUGCUGAAGGUUUCCGUAGCGGACUUCAGAAAGCUGUAUUGGAUUACGGAGAAGACGAGGGCCGUGCAGACGCGCUGGACAGCCUUCAGAGGGCGCUGGAGUGCUGUGGCGCUGAGGGUUGGCGUGAUUGGCUAAUGUCCGACUGGGCUAUCCAAGAUGCUGUGUACUCAACAGGAAGUUUGGGGAAUGAUUCCUCCACUGUGUCUUUACCAGACAGUUGCUGCAUAAAACGCAAAGGCUGCCGCAACAGACCGUUGCCAGAGAAUGGAGGCAUGAACACCGAGCUAGCAGGGAUUCAUGCUCCCGGUUGUUUCCGCAAAGUCUUCAGCUUGGUAAAUGACAAUGUCUUUCACAUUGCAGCAACAGUCCUGGGCCUUGCUUUCAUCCAGGUGGCAGGUAUAGCCCUCGCAUGUCUGCUUGCCAAUCGUCUUUCGCCCAGACCGCGAAGACAAGCCUGUUGAAAUAAAAAGCAUUGUGAAUUUCCUUUGCCUGGGCUUUUGUAUAACUUGCUGUAGUGUCUUGAGUUUAGAUCAGUUUUUAAGGAAGAAACCAGUCAACAUUUUAUGGACAAAUGCAAAAAAUAUAUGUCCAAAAUACUGCAAAUGUUUAGGUAGAGCAUAAUUUUAAUAUUUGUACAUUCUUUGAUUGUUGCAUGACUCUGAAUGACUUGUGUUUUUGUCCAGUAGUUAUCCAAAGUAAAACAAAAAAGUCAAGAGUUCUAUAAUAUGUAUAGAUCGGUGAAUGGUAUCUCUUUGAUAUGUUUGAAGACAUUGUUUUAUUCGAUUACUGACUGAAAUAUUAUGUUAUGUGUAAAAAAGUUAGAAAUAGCUUAUAUGCCUUGUUUAAUAUCUAUUCUGUAAAUUGUUUUUCUAUUAAUGGCCCAUUAGAAAUGUUACACUGAUUGUAGAGUCCAUGGUGUUUAAAGGGUUAAUUCACCCAAAAAAUUAAAUUUCUGUCAUUAAUUACUCACCUUCAUGUCAUUAUUUACAUUGCAGCGCUUCCAAGUUCUACAUCCAAACACCCGCUCAGUAUUGGCCAGCUCCUGCAUCAGCAUCGGCCAAUACUGAGCCGGCAUUCGAACGUAGAACCUGGAAGUGCUGCAACAUAAAUAGUGUAGCAGAAUGACAGGGGAGAGACGAAUUUGUUGAAUAAAGUCAUUAUUUUUGUUUUAUUUUUGCGCACAAAAAGUAUUCUCAACAUUAAGGUUGAACCACUGUAGACAGUUUUAACGAUGUUUUUACUACUUUUCUGGACCUUGAAUGUGAUAGUUCCAUUGCUUUCAAUGGAAGAUAAAAAAAACUCUCGGAUUUCAUCAAAAUAUCUUAAUUUGUGUUCUGAAGAUGAACGAAGGUUUUAUGGGUGUUGAACGACAUGAGGGUGAGUAAUUAAUGAGAGAAAUUUCUUUUUUGGGUGAACUAACCCUUUAAUUCCUUAUAAGGUUUCUAAACUCUUGUUUUUGAAUGCUUCACUGGCAGGUAAUUGUACAUUGAUUAUAUAAAUAUUGUCACUUAAAAGAAAAAAAGACAAAAAUAUGACUACUUUCUAAAAAAUGAAUGUAUAAUAACAAUAUAUAAUUCAUAAUUGUGAACUGUUGCUUGCAACCCAUUUAAUUUAAUAUUCUGAAUUAUCUGAAAUGAGAAAUAUGCAUGGCGGAAUGUGUUUUUUAUUUAUUGGAACUGAUUGGAUCCUGAAAAAUGUGCAUUACGUAAAAGAAUGGAGCUAGAUUGAAUGUAAUUUUAAAAAGCACCCAAUUUUAAAAAGAAAAUGAAAAUAAUAUGAGAAAAUAAAAAUAACAUAUUUCAACUCCUUGAAUGUGCCUGUCAUAU